AUGGCCCCCCGCUACCUCGCCGCCGCGGUCUCCUUCCCCGAGAUCCCCGUGCAGAAGCCCCGCCUCUCCCCGCGGAAGCACCUCGAGCGCAGGCUCAUCCGCGCGUGGAAGCAGUUCAGCCGGGCGACGCGCAAGACGCAGCGCGCGUCGAUCCUCCCCGAGUACUUCGUCCUCCUCACCGCGCGCCGCCGCAGCGUCCGCUUCAACCGAGCCUCGGGGCCCCACGCACACCGCACCCCACGUCUGCGCAUACCGCGCGCACACCGUAUGCCGACACGAUCUACCCGACCAGGUGCCGCUCUGGUGCCUCGCUACAAUCCUUUGGACCAUGCUUCUCUUCAUCCUCGAUAUCCCUACACUGCACAUACCACCCCCACUAUAAUCGUCGCGCUGCUCGACGCAGUCUCCGACUCGGACUCGGACUAA
Messenger RNA from Rhodofomes roseus, 426 nucleotides. RefSeq lists its product as uncharacterized. The transcript has 2 exons. Lineage: Eukaryota; Fungi; Basidiomycota; Agaricomycetes; Polyporales; Fomitopsidaceae. Bases 1 to 426 code for a protein of 141 amino acids. The record is from RefSeq and is a predicted model, not a curated record.